GCAGCCUUUUGUUCGUUGAUAUGAUCUUUUUCAUUUAGCAUCUCUUCGAGUUCCGACCGUAUGAGAUAGCAGGGGCUUGAGUUCAUGGGUCUCCAUCUCGUCGAAAGCGUCAUGGAAAAGCAGCCUCUGAGUGAAAAAAUCCGGGCGCUCUCGUUGGAGUGGGACACCAAAGACAAUGUGGGCGACUUCUUUGUCGACAGGCUGUGGCCGCAGCUGGAGUCGGACUACCAAGACAUGCUGGUUGAAGCAAAGAGAUAUCUGUUGGACCAGCUGGGCAAAGACAGAAACGUGUCGGGCGUGGCUAGCUUUGUGCAAGCGCGAGUAAAGACGGCCGAAUCAAUCCGCAGGUCUGUCCAAAGACGAAGCAAGAGCCAUGACAUCGUUAGCCCUGCGGAUAUUUUCUUUCACGUCCAUGACCUGGUGGGCUUGAAGGUCAUUGUCGACGUGCGAGGAAACGUUUUGAAAAUGAACGAUUUCGUGGCGGAUUGUUUCCAGAGGGUACAAGGAAAGGACAUGGUCCGUCACGAAUUGCUCCGACAUGAUUCUACCGAUGAAGUGUCCGAGUUUGGUGCCUACGAAGCCUACAACCACCACAUUCACCUCCCAGACGACUACAAAGUCUCCCGCUUCACCAAUGUUAUAUUUGAGAUUCAGGUUACAACCAUUGGCGAAGCUCUCUUCAAUAUUCUUGAUCAUGACAUGAAUUACAAAGGCGGUGCGGGGCCUCUUUCGGAUGAGCAACGGGCAUGGCUGGACAAUCUCAAGAGCGCCACCAAGCAAAUUGGUCUAUCCAUGGCACAUUUGACAGACAAAACUCAUCAGGGGAGCAAGCUGGAGCAAAUAUACCAACUUUUGUGCAAGACGGCCAAUGAUGUGAAAGGGAAGCCACGGUCCGAUUUGCUCUGCUCACUUUCCGACGAGCUCCAGUCCCUCGUUCCAGACGGCCAUGGCAUCAAGGAAAAACGGCGAAAGAAACUUGUUCAAAGCUUCAAGUUUCCCGACUUGAACAAGCGUCGUAACAUGAUCGUUGAGACCUGCCCAGAGACCUACCAGUGGAUCUUUGAGCGAGACGAUCAAAUAAAUGCACAAGCAGCGACAGUUGGACAUGUCGAGUCUCCACCCUGGCCCAGUUUCAGUGAUUGGGUCAAGUCGGAGCCUUGUUUCUUCUGGAUCAGUGGGAAACCCGGCUCUGGCAAAAGUACUUUAAUCAACUUUAUCCUCCAGGACCCACGCACCAAAGAGCUGCUAGAUCAAUGGAAGCCUGGCGCCGUUAUUAUAUCCCACUUCUUUUGGAAAGCCGGCAGCGCCUUGGAAACGUCCCUGAUGGGAAUGCUUUGCUCAUUGGUGCACCAACUGGCCGACGAAAACACAUACGUACAACACUUGAUCAUGGCUCGGGUGUCCAAAUGGAAAAAGAAGCAAAAUCCUUCCGACUGGCAUCAAGGAGAACUCUCCUCGCUGCUUGAUACAAUUCUUACCAAAUUCCCAUGCCCAAUCUUUGUCCUGAUCGACGGGCUGGAUGAGGUUUCAGAUAAAAGGGAUCGGCUGGAUCUUAUACAAACGCUGAACCGCUUCCGAGGACUUCGCAACGUCAAGGUCUGCGUUUCGAGCAGGCCAGAACCGUUUUUCCAGGAAAGCUUUAGGAAUGAACAGCAUCUGAGGUUGCAGGAUCUCACAAAAGGCGAUAUGCAAAAAGAAGCCUCGGCCAUUCUUGAAGAUUGGUCUGACAAGUAUGGAAAGAAAGAGGUUACAGAUCUCGGGGAAGCACUAGUACAAAAGGCCGAAGGGGUGUUCCUUUGGCUGCACCUGGCCGGUUUGAGACUGAAGGAGGGCUUCCACCGGGGCGACACCAUGAAUGAGCUUGAGCAGUGUCUGGAGGCUCUUCCUGUUGAGCUGAACAGGCUUUACGAGGAGAUGUGGCUCCGAGUAAACGAGGAUAAAAAGUCAAAACAAGUGGCAGCGCACUACGUCAACAUUCUGGUUCAGCUGAAUCAUGUCAAACAUAGAGGCUCUUUGCCCAACUUGCUGGUGGCUGCAAUCGCAACUUUCCCAGGUCGACAGAUGUUGAUAGACCGUUCCAAGGCCGAUGUCGAUCUGACCAUCUUUACAGCACACCACAAGGAGGUCCAGAGAAGCCUAACACACCGAUGCGCUGGGAUUUUCCAAGUCACCGACCAAGGCUCAGAAGUCAACCCAAUUCACCGCUCCGUCUUUGACUUUUUCGUGGAUACAGAAGAAGGUUUAAGGAUACGGGGCUCCGAUCCCUGCCCCCAUGACCAGACAGUCACCAACAUCCUAGAAGGACUUUUUGCUCUCCAACGAUUCACAUCGUUUGCAGAUUGUGUCAAAGUCAACACAGCCAUUUGCAUCAUCAGAAGGCAUACCCAAAUUUCCAAAGACCUGCUGCGGACAUAUGCACACCUCAUCAAGCCCUGGGGCCCCAGAAAGCCUGGGCACUGUGCCCAUAUACUAUCAUGGCUACUCGUAGAGUGGCGCCAGGCCCGCGAGCAACCAAGGUCCCACGACGAGAUGCAGAGGGACCACCACCAUGUCCAGCAGUGUGUUGAAAAAUUCAUCCAGCAGUGCAGACGGCCAAAAGCGCUGGCAUCUUGGAUCUUACGAGAAACUACGGGUCGCCAGCACAAAGACAUGCGUGACAUGCUUCUGGGCCAGGGCGCCGACAUGUGGGAAAGGGGAGUGGCUGGCGACAGAUCCUGGCUCUGGUGGGGGCACAAGUUCUCGAGGGACGUGGUAACAUAUGCAUCCGCCGGUGCUCUGGCGCUCCUCGACAUUUGGAAAAAUGGGUUGCCCGUCGAUUCGGGGCCUCUUUCUCUCACGGCCGAGAACUUUGACCCCGGAGAGUGCGUCCCAUUGAGAUUCCGCUCCACAGAGUCGUGGGACGGCGGUACGUUGCCCAAGGAUUCUGUCAAUUACUGCGUCAACAUCACGCUCAAAGCCAACCUGGCUCUCCUGAUUGAAAUACUCAAACCCUUGGAUGUUCUGUCGGGGAGCUUCCUGUUCAGGACCUCUUCGGUUCCACCAAGCGUCAGCCUCCUGCUGGUGGAGUACGAGCCUCUCCAGAUAGAUACCCGAGCUAGGGCGUUGCUCGCGCCGUCUGACGAAAACUUGUCAGAUCUCAUUGCCCACGAGAUUAUGCACGCCCUGGCCCUCUCGAACAGAUAUGGUGAUUGGGUGGAAUUGCAAAGCGGGAGCGUACCCGAAACGCACAAACUCGUUCAUGGUUUCCUGCAGAACCCCAAUGACUCUUUUAAAUUUGUCAACGAGCCGGCAAAGAACUUUUUGGCAAGGCAUGAUUGUGGAUACCGAAUGGUCAAAGAUCUUGAACCGUGGGAGCUAGAUGAGCUGGACAUGUGUCUUGAAGGAGAACAUUAGCCAGGGCUGACAUAUUGACCGGGCCCCUACAAGUGAAGUGAGAUGGCCCUCAAUAGUCUAGCCCUAUACAAACGGUGGUUAUCCAGUGAUCCUUUUCCAUCAUCCUCCAGACUCGAUAUUAAUUCAAGUGUUAGCCCAUCUCCAGCAGAAGCCAAACUUCACCCAAACAGCAUUGGGCAUAUCAUUUUUUAUAUUUAUACAAUGUUGUAUUGUAUGAGUAAACUCAGGCAUCAAGUACUAUGCAGACACGCAUAGACUCCAGCAACGUGAAUAUAGCAAGCCCCCCUGCAACGCUUAACUCCAUACGUCCCAGCCAGCCAUAGCCUACCUGCUUUUCCUCCCACUGGACAGAAAUAUAAUGUUACAAAGAGCCAAGAAAAAAAAAGGACCAAGACAAAGAAAAUGGUACAGUAUACACCAGUAGACAGAUAUUAUUUACAAUAUAAAAACAGCAAGUUAGAAAAAAAAUC
This is a messenger RNA of Pyricularia oryzae 70-15, 3863 nucleotides long. RefSeq lists its product as uncharacterized. Lineage: Eukaryota; Fungi; Ascomycota; Sordariomycetes; Magnaporthales; Pyriculariaceae. Bases 85 to 3393 code for a protein of 1102 amino acids. Gene Ontology annotation, biological process: guanosine tetraphosphate metabolic process. The record is from RefSeq and is a predicted model, not a curated record. The transcript is spliced from 2 exons.